This is a messenger RNA of Mauremys reevesii (Reeves's turtle), 4832 nucleotides long. RefSeq lists its product as uncharacterized. NCBI's taxonomy places the organism in Eukaryota, Metazoa, Chordata, Testudines, Geoemydidae. Gene Ontology annotation, cellular component: membrane. The coding region runs from base 145 to 2457 and encodes 770 amino acids. Gene Ontology annotation, molecular function: GTP binding; GTPase activity. The transcript has 5 exons. The record is from RefSeq and is a predicted model, not a curated record.
UGAGAGAUCGGAACCGGCCCGGUGUUACGCCUGAGCGCUACCGGGGUGAGCCCGAGGGGAAUCGCGCCCUGCGCCUCCAUUCCUGAUGUUCAGCAGAUCCCCUGGGGCAGGAGCCAGCCCUUCAGAGACCGUCCUGCCUUCACCAUGACGAGAGUCAGUCUUGUUUGCUCACUUCACUCGAUUGUGCUGUGGACGCUCUGCUGGGUUUCUGGAGAGGAGACAGCCAUCACAGCGCAGUAUGGGAAAGACGUCAUCUUGACCUGCAUCUUCCCGUCCAAAUUUAAGAUAAGCUUCCAUCGACUGAGCAUCACCUGGACAAAGGAAGGAGCCCAGGGCCAGGGUCUCCUGGUUCACAGAUUCCAUCUGAAGAUGAACUGGCUGGAGGGACAGGAAGAGGCUUACAGGGGCCGAACACAGCUAUAUGCACAAGAAUUCCCCCAGGGAAACGCAUCCCUGAGACUCAGCGGCGUUCGCCUCCAGGAUGAGGGAUCCUACCUCUGCAACGUCACCUGUGAGCUGGGAAGCUGGUCCCAGAAGAUUUCACUUAUAGUGCUAAGUGACAGUGAAAUGGAAAGGCCCCUCAACGUUCGGCCAGGGGAGGACGUCAUCCUGAAUUGCUCCUUCCAGUCCGAGUUAAACCACCAGCCACUGAACAUCACCUGGAAGAAGGAAGAAGAGGAGGGACCAGAUCUCCUGGUUCACAGCUACUGCUCUGAGCUGGACCCACUGGAAACACAGGAUGAGGCUUACCGGGGCCGGACCCAGCUGUAUCCGGAGAGAUUCCGCGAGGGAAACGCGUCCCUGAGACUCAGGAAUGUCCGGCUGGAGGAUGACGGGGUCUACACCUGCCACGUCAAGCCCCAACUGGGCAGGUUUUCCGUGAGGAUGAGAGUGUCCGUGGAGAAGGAUGCUGAGCUUGUCCGAAGCCCAUCCAUCCUGCACAGUCUGUGGUGGAUUGAUCUGGUCGGGUUACUGGGGAUAUUAGCAUUUGCUCUCCUUCAAAUGUAUUAUCCUUCCCUGCGGAAACUGCGGCUGAACAAAAAGUCACCUCGAAGUGAGUCCCGACAGACUGUGUCCGAUGAUAAAAAAGACAAAGAGGUGAACAAACAUCUUCUCCGGGCAUCCCCGUCAACCUCCAUAGACCUAGGAAUGGCCAAUCCCACCUACAGUCCACCUGCACAUUCCUCCCCGGGGCAGACUGCCAAAGACAUGGGAGAACCAAGGACUGCUCAUGGAGUUCAAAUAGUACCUACAUUGAUUUCUAUAAUGCAGCGGUGGGCUUUGGAAUACACCAGGUUAAAUAUCGCCAUUAUGGGAGAGCGAGGCUGUGGGAAAUCGUCCUUCAUCAAUGCCAUGCGGGGACUAUGUGAUGCAGACGAAGGUGCUGCCCCAGUCAGGGAGGAAGAAACGAUGAUGGAACCAACAGCUUAUCAGCAUCCCAAACACCCGAGCGUGACUUUCUGGAGACUUCCAAUAGAUUUUCAGCCAUGUCUCCAGACAGUGAAAUUUGUCAGCUACGACUUCUUCAUCAUCAUGGGUUUAGAAGAAUUCACAUCUACGCAUGCUGAGUUGGCCCAGGAGAUCCAGAAGGCAGGGAAGAUGUGUUCCUUUGCGCGCGCCAAGGUGGAUGCAGAUUUGGAUGCUGAAAGACGUAGCCGGCCCACCGCCUAUGAUGAGGAGAAAAUAUUGAAGGACAUCAGUAAACACUACAUCAGAGGCCUAGAAGAGGGAAAGUUGAUCGAUCCUGAGGUUUUCCUCCUCUCCGCAUUUGAAUUAGAGAAGUACGAUUUUCCUCUCCUGCGAGAGAACAUGGAGAAAGCACUCCUGGGCAGCAAGAAAAGGGCUUUGAUACUGGCCCUGCCCAACACCUCUCUGCAAACCUUGCAGAAGAAAAAGGAAGCCCUGCAGAAGCAGAUCGGGAAAAUAGCCCUUGUGUCCUCUCUUAUCACGGUUAUUCACAUACCCGGUGUCUCCACCAUUCUUGACGUAACCAUCCUGAUGAUAUGCAUGAGAUAUUAUUGCCAAGUUUUUGGCCUGGAUGAUGUCUCCUUCAUGGGUCUCGCGAGGCAGUUUGGUAAACCAGAGAAAGAGCUGAAGGCCGUUAUGGAGCCCCUGCUGGCUGUUAUGAAGCCCCGGCUGGCCAAGGAAAUUAGCAUUAACAUGGUCUUGCAGAUCCUGUCAUCGUUUGGGUGCGGCAUAUUGAUAGGACUUGAUUUAUUUCUGAAGCCUUUAGGGGUGCUAGGAUUCAUGCUAUCUAGAGGAGCUGCAGGCGUAGGACUCUUGGUGGCUGGUGGAAUUUCAUUGGCUACCACGUAUGUCCUGCUGAAAACCUUCCUCAAUGCUGCUGCUGAAGAUGCCCAAAGAAUCCUACAAGAGCUAAGUCCACAAAAACAGGAAAAGCCAAAGAAGCAAAAGAGACAACGCAAACGAGGAAGGAUUUCCAGGACCAGCUUCUAAAUGCUCAGGGCACACGCUUCACGAGCAGCAUGUGCUUAUUCUGCUGUUCUUGUCCCUGUUCUGGUCCUUCCUUUUGAAGCUCCCCUGGUGUAAUCCUCCAGCGCGUAACUCCACCAGCUUCCACUUGACACUGGGACUGGGCUGAGGUUGUCACACCAGAGGGGCUUAGAUUGGAAGAAUCAGGAUCAUAAACCCGGAUCAACAGAUGACUAGUGAAAUAAUUGAAUGUAGAUGUGUGGGAAAGAGGCUGGCGCAGAGCCUGAGUUCCUUUGUGCAUUCCCAGCCCAGGCACCUGGCCUGUUCUACUUCCCUUCUCAUGGUUCUUUCUUUCUUAUAUUGUUUCUUUUCCCGUUAUCUAUUUAUGUUACAGCCACACUUACUAGAGACCCAGGCUGGGAUCAGGGCCCCGUUGUGCCAGGUGCUGCCCAGACACAGCCAGAGACAGUCCCUGCCCCUAAGAGUUUACAAACAGACAAAAGGUGGAGGGGAAAUGGAGGCACAGAGCGAGACCCCAAGCAGGCCAGAAACACACCCUGCAUCUCCUGAUUCCAAGGCUAGUGGGCUAACAAACCACAUGCCUCACUUCCUCUCUCAGUCUUCCAGCUCCGCUUCCUUGUUUGCCACUCAGCAGCAGGCUCCGUGCCGCCUUGGGCAGAGCGUUUUCGGGGGGCUGGGCUGCAGAGGUCCUAGGGUAACCAGAUGUCCUGAUUUUAUAGGGACAGUCCUGAUUUGGGGGGCUUUUUCUUAUAUAGGCUAUUACUCCCCACCCUCGUCCUGAUUUUUUUACACUUGCUGUCUGGUCACCCUAAGAGAUCCUGGCAUCUCAGCUCAGCGGCAACGCUACAGGACAAGAGAAAUCUGGGCCUGGCAGCUGAGCCAUCUGUGUGGUCUGCUAUGGGGGCUACUGCUGCUUUCCCUGCAGCCAUAGGGACAUGUUUUCACAGGGGGGGACAGAUCCAGGGGCGGGCAAAUUUCUGCUCCCUUGUGGUGUUCUCCUCUGUCCCAAGUCCCCUCUCCUCCCGUCUUCCCCCACCCGGACUCAGGGGUGCUAUUUCAGAUGUGGUGGGGGCGUCAGCUUUACCCAUGAUUCCUGGGGCUACUUUCUACUGCAUCAAUAGUCCAGUCACUUAAAAAUUAGUCCCAAAGUAGCUCAAUCUAUUUAAACAUUUUUUUUAUUAACACAUUGGUCUACACCUUUAAAAAGAAUCACUAUCUAGAGUGUAAUUAAAUAAUGGAUAUUAGCAGCAUACGGAUCUAUAACAAACACAUUUUGGCAGCCAAAUCUUACAAAUUGUUCAGACUGGUUUGGGUUUAUGUGCACGGAAGGGUUUCUACAAAGAGUUAUGAUCAAUACAGAGGAUUUAAGUUGGAAGGAGGUUUCUAGCGUGUUGCUGUAAGAUUGGUGAGGGUAAACAUCACCUCCAGGAAAUUCACUGGUGAUAUCCAAGUCUGUGGGACUCUGCCACCCUCAGAAAUAUUAAAGAGUACAUACAACAGGAGAUCAGAAUAUUUACUAGCUAGAAGAGAAGAAGAUACAGCAGAAAGCUGCAAAAUGGCCGCUUGAGGGGAGCAGUCAAAGGGCAGCAGCUCCUCAAAUGUAUCUGGGAAAAAGGUCCUAGAAAAGUGCGACCCCAGGGGAGAUUUGGUAAAAUCCCGGCAUUCACAGAGGAAUCGGUGUUUCUGUGUUACAGCUAUGGGCCUGACCCAAAGCCCAUUGUUAGCAUUUGGCAAGGGAAAGACUCCCCCAGACACGUGGGAUUAAAUGGCAGAAUAAACGGCCACACGGGGGUACUGCCAUUCACUGCAAAAUUAGAGAAUCGGGGAAAAAAUGGGUAAGUUUUAAGUGUGAUUUAAGCAAUAUUUGUGGUGGUGGCAGCUCAUGCUUCUUUCUUCACCGUGGGGACAGAUUUCUAAGCAUAGAUAGACUAAAAUCUCUUUAAAAGUAGCCACAAACUGACCCAAUCUAUUUAUGUAUUUCUGUUAUUCACCCACUUUGCCACAAAGCACGACUGACUAGGUGGAUAGUAAUGACAACACUGAUUUAGGACACUACAAAUCAAAGAACUGUAAAAAUUUAUUGUGGUUGGUAACCACUUAUGUGCUUUACUUCCUGCAUUUAUCUAAGUGUAUGCAAUGAAAAAAAUCAGUUCUACUACUUCUAAUUAAUUUCACUUUCAAUGUCCUGGUGCUCCAAUGUUUGGGUUUCAAACACUCCCCAGGAGUUUUGGUCUAAGAACUAUUUUCAGUCAGAUAACGUAGCCUUUUAAAAAAGGUUUUGGAACCUUUUUUGUAGUCUAGGGCAGUGGUUCCCAAACUCAUUCCGCUGCUUGUGCAGGGAAAGCCCCUGGCGGGCCGGGCCAGUUUGUUUACCUGCU